GAACAAAUGAAUCGCAUGUCCUACAAUGAGAAAUCAGAUAUCUGGUCACUAGGUUGUUUGCUGUAUGAAUUGUGUGCAUUAAUGCCUCCAUUUACAGCUUUCAACCAGAAAGAACUAGCUGGGAAGAUUAGAGAAGGCAAAUUCAGGCGAAUUCCCUAUCGUUACUCUGAUGAAUUGAAUGACAUUAUUACAAGGAUGUUAAAUUUAAAGGAUUACCACCGACCUUCUGUUGAAGAAAUUCUUGAGAAUCCUUUGAUAGCAGACUUGGUUGCAGAAGAGCAAAGAAGAAAUCCCGAGAGAAGAGGGCGUCGAUCAGAACCAGAGAAGUUGCAGGACUCCAGCCCUGUCUUGGGAGAGCUGAAACUAAAGGAACUGCAGCUACAGGAGCGAGAGCGAGCCCUCAAAGCUCGAGAAGAAAGGCUGGAGCAGAAGGAACGGGAGCUUUGUGUUCGGGAGAGACUGGCAGAGGACAAGCUGGCUAGGGCAGAAAGUCUGUUGAAGAAUUACAGCCUCCUGAAGGAGCAGAAGUUCCUGUGUCUGGCGAGCGGUCCAGAACUUUUCGAUCUUCCAUCCUCAAUAAUUAAGAAGAAAGUUCAUUUCAGUGGGGAAAGUAAAGAGAACGUCAUGAGGAGUGAGAAUUCUGAGAGUCUGCUCACCUCCAAAUCCAAGUGCAAAGACCUGAAGAAAAGGCUUCAUGCUGCUCAGCUCCGUGCUCAAGCGUUGUCAGAUAUUGAAAAAAAUUACCAACUGAAAAGCAGACAGAUUCUGGGCAUGCGCUAGCCUAGCAGAGAGCCCCAGAGCUGUGUACAGUGUUUAGCCUUGCCUACCCUUUAAAGAUUGAUAUUCAACUGCUGUCGCUCUACAUACUUGGUUCUAUGAGCCAUGCCUUUCUGUAUAGUGAGCAAGAUAUUUUGGAAUUGCUUUGGUUGUUCUGCAACAAUUGUACGAAAUGUCCACACCUUUAAUUUUUCUUUCUUUAUAGAAAGAAUGACGUUUUCUUGGUUGGUUGGGCUUUUAAUCCUGUGUGUGAUUACUACUGGAACAUGAAACAUGACAUUCUAAAUGUUGGGGGAAAAUAAUGUUAGGAAAAAAGUACCCAGGUAUAGCACUUAGAAGGUUUAAACGACUGAGUGGCAUUCUUACAGUUGUGGUGCCCAGAUGUAAGGUUUUAAAUGUUCUUGAGCUUAGAGAACCUAGUUGGGUACAAAUCGGCCACGAAUACUGUGACCUCUUGCUUUUAAGUGUCCCGUUGGUCUGCGUGGAAAUCUGUCACCUUUUGUGAAAUUCAUCACUGUGAUGUCUAUAUUCUUCCUUUUUAUUCUAUUUAAGAGUGUUUCAGCUGGCUGUCAUUUACCACCUGUUUCUCACUAAAUAAAAGCAUUGUUUAGUUUUCCUAUA
Messenger RNA from Leptonychotes weddellii (Weddell seal), 1398 nucleotides. The record is from RefSeq and is a predicted model, not a curated record. Lineage: Eukaryota; Metazoa; Chordata; Mammalia; Carnivora; Phocidae.